UUUUGAACUUAAAAGAUGAGAACAACAACAGUACUGGAAACCAUUCAAUUAYCAGUCCUCAGAUUUUAUGUUGGAUCAUGACUGGACCCAAGAACCUACAAACAAGAACAAAACACAUCAGAGAAACGUGGGCCAAGCGCUGUGGCAAAGUUCUGUACAUGAGCUCUGUGAAAACGGAUUUUCCGACCGUGGAACUGAAUGUGAGCGAGGGGAGAGAAAACCUGUACUGGAAGACCAUCAGAGCUCUACAGUACAUCCACAAACACCACAUAGAUGAAGCAAACUGGUUUCUGAAAGCUGAUGACGACACAUAUGUGGUCAUGGAGAAUCUGAACUAUAUCUUAUCCAAAUAUGAUCCAGAGGAGCCGCUAUACUUAGGCAGGAGGUUUGCGCCUUUCAUCAGUCAGGGCUACAUGAGUGGAGGAGCAGGUUAUGUCCUGAGUAAGGAAGCCUUGAAGAGAUUUGUUAAAGGGUUUAGCACUGGAGAAUGCACUCAUUUCUCCUCUAUAGAAGACAUGGCGUUGGGGAAAUGUAUGGAGACGAUGAAAGUGCGGCCAGCAGAUUCCAGAGACAUGAAGGGAAGYCAAACAUUUCACCCUUAUCCUCCAGAUCAUUAUAUUGUUCGAAAGCCACCAAGACCACGACAAUGGUACCUACUGUAUGACUACUACAAGCCAAGUGAGGGUCCAAAUUGCUGCUCAGAUUUUGUGGUGUCUUUCCACUACAUCUAUGCUGUUCAGAUGCAUGUGUUAGAAUACCUUACCUACCAUUUGAGGCCAUAUGGAUACAAAUACAGAUUUAAACCUGAUGAAGAACUGGAAAUGAACAAAACUACACCAAGAUAGUUGACAGCCUARACUAACAGAAGAUGUCAGCCCAGAUAGCAAAAUAUAAGUGAAUCAACAUUGAAAUAUGGUUAGGCAUGUUAUUGAAUCCAUGUUGAAACAUUAGGUCUUCAACCAUAACUUAGGGACGAUUCUAGGGGUGGGGCCAAAGGGGCAUUGGUCCCAGCUGAAAUCUGAUUGGCCCCCUGAAGUGCCCCUGCAACUUUCACUCAUCUGUCCUACCUGACAACAAUCCGGGCCUGUGAAAAGCUGUCAGGGGCCUUGGAUGAGAGUCUCCCGUAUUGGAAACGCACAGAUUCAAAUGUUCAGGGAUAUAAGUCAUAAACUGGAUGUGAUUCUGAUGAGAAUCACAGUUCAGCAGCAUGCCCGUGAGGAGUAAGAUUACACCUGGGUGAAGUUUCAGAUGGAAAGAGAGGCGAGGAGGUAAUUGAAAUUUGGAACAUUGGCAUUUUCACCAUCACAGAGAUGCAGUUAGACUUAAAAGCAGCGAGAAAAUCAAGGCUGCUUGUCCCAAAACAAUUAUGUUUAUCUUUUGGA
Austrofundulus limnaeus is the source of this 1382-nucleotide messenger RNA. It is a transcript of the gene c1galt1a, whose product is annotated as core 1 synthase, glycoprotein-N-acetylgalactosamine 3-beta-galactosyltransferase 1a. Gene Ontology annotation, cellular component: membrane. The record is from RefSeq and is a predicted model, not a curated record. The transcript has 3 exons. Lineage: Eukaryota; Metazoa; Chordata; Actinopteri; Cyprinodontiformes; Rivulidae. Gene Ontology annotation, molecular function: N-acetylgalactosaminide beta-1,3-galactosyltransferase activity. Bases 78 to 845 code for a protein of 255 amino acids.